AUGGAAGAAGAUAAACCCACUUCCAAAUCAAAUUUAAUACAAACAAAAUUAACCAAUAUGGAUUCAUCAACACCUGGUGUAUCCCAAAAAUUGGCUGAUAAAGUCAUUAUUAACUUUAUAAUUGAUACAGUUCAACCAUUAUCCUUGGUGGAUAAUGAUUCUUUUAUAAAGAUGAUAAACACUUUUUCUCCACGGACCAAGAUAUUUUGCCGGCAGACACUGAUGGCAAGAAUUUUGGAGAGCUUUAAGGAAAUGAAAGAAUCUUUGAUAUUAAAUCUAUCAGAUGUCUCCUACGUCUGUACAACGGCAGAUUGCUGGACUCACAAUAGAAGAGCUUAUUUAGGAGUAACUGCACAUUGGAUUGAUCCUAAAAAUCUUAAACGAAAAUCUGUAGCGUUAGCUCUAAAGAGAAUAAUUGGCUGUCAGACUUAUGACAUUCUAUCCAAUAUUAUUGCAGAAAUCCAUAGGUCUUACAAAAUUCAAAACAAGGUUUGUAAGAUGAUUACGGAUAAUGGGUCUAAUUUCCUGAAGGCCUUCAGAAUAUUUGGGGAAGAUAAUAAUAAUAACAAUACUAGUAAUAUUCCUGACAAAAAUAUUGAAGAUGGAGAACAAGAAGAGGAUGAUGAAAUGGAGUUUGAGAUAAUUGAUGUUCAUGACAUCCUUGGAUCUUCAAUAAAGUCUUCUAUGUUACCUAGCCAUCAUCGUUGUUCCUGCCACAACCUAAAUUUAAUUGCGACAGUGGAUGCUGAAGAAGCAUUAUUAAAUGAGGAUUUUAAAAGAGUAUCAAGAUCUACAUUUUCUAAAUGCCAAGCUCUUUGGAAUAAACAAAAUAAGUCAUCAAAGACGUCUGAUAUUUUCAAAAAAAAAUUAGGACGUUAUUUAUUGACACCAAACACUACAAGAUGGAAUAGUGUUUACAAUGCUAUGAAACUUUUAGCAUUGUUUCUAGAUGAGAAAAAAAUGGAAAUGAAUUAUAUAUUGGAUCAAAUGGGAAUACAGUAUUUUAAUGUGGAGGAGCAUACUUUUAUUAAAGAAUAUACUGAAGUUAUGCAAUAUGUUGCUGCCUCACUUAAAAUCUUAGAGGGGCAAGAUAAUAUGAGCAUGGGAUAUUAUGUGCCCACACUGAGUAUAUUAAUUAUCAAGCUCAAAAGAAUCAAUAAUCUAAAAUUUUGCCAACCACUGAUAGAGUCUAUGCUAAAAAGUAUUGAGAAAAGAUUUCCAGAUCUGUAUGAUGAUGAUAAUGUAAUAGCUGCUAUCGUUCAUCCUAGUUUCAAAUACGGCUCUCCAGUGGGGUUCUUGCCAAUUAAAGAUGGGCUAUUGCUCAAGCCGACUAGAUGA
Gordionus sp. m RMFG-2023 is the source of this 1338-nucleotide messenger RNA. RefSeq lists its product as uncharacterized. NCBI's taxonomy places the organism in Eukaryota, Metazoa, Nematomorpha, Gordioida, Chordodea, Parachordodidae. The transcript has 7 exons. The record is from RefSeq and is a predicted model, not a curated record. The coding region runs from base 1 to 1338 and encodes 445 amino acids.